Stegostoma tigrinum is the source of this 180-nucleotide messenger RNA. RefSeq lists its product as uncharacterized. NCBI's taxonomy places the organism in Eukaryota, Metazoa, Chordata, Chondrichthyes, Orectolobiformes, Stegostomatidae. The record is from RefSeq and is a predicted model, not a curated record. The annotation marks the transcript as partial. The transcript has 3 exons.
AUGCUUACCCCAGCCCCCAACUCAUCACCACCUUCUCUCCCCCCCCCAACGCUUCCCCAGCCCCCCCCAAUGCUUCCCCAGACCCCCCCCAACGCUUCCCCAGCCCCCCCCAAUGCUUCCCCAGACCCCCCAACGCUUCCCCAGCCCCCCCCCAACGCUUCCCCAGCCCCCCCCCAAAGC